AUGUCCCAGGUCAUAGAGAGCCACGUGUUGCAUGUUGGCCAGACUGUGUGUAUCUGCUCACCGGAGGAGAGGCAGAGCCUGCGCCAGGUGGGGUAUCCAGGCUGCUCCUCGCUGCCAGUGAAGUAUGUCUACUACUCCACAGAGGCCUGGGCUGAGCCACCCUCCAUGGUGCACCCCAAGGCUCACCUGCUUUCUGGGGGAGGCCUGUACAGAGCCCAGCCUGGGCUGGAGCACGUGGCUGCUCACACACAGGGCAAGGGGCAGCAGGAUCCCUCCUUGGAGAGACACUCUGCCCCGUGCCAGUCAAAGGAGGAGCACACCAGCACGGAUCCCGAGGCUCACUCGAUGUCUUCCUGCCUGGACAUAUCCCUAGAAUCUCUCAACCAGCUGAUCCUAGAAAUUGAUCCAACCUUCCAGCUGCUGCCGGGCAUGCCGGAGAAGGAUGCAGCCCAACCUGCUGCUCAGGGUGACACUGCUGCUCAGGGUGACACUGCUGCCACCAAGAAACAGGACCCAGAGGCAAUAGACAUCAAGUACAUCGAGAUGACCCCAGACAGAGCCACAGGACCUGAGACACUACAGGGCUUCAGGCACCCCCUUCUCCAGUCAGCCACCCUGAGCUGCAGCAACGUGUCUGAGAGCAUCUCUGUGCCCCAGCAGCGCUCGGUGGGACGCGCAGACACCACGCACAGCCCCAGGGCCCUCGGCACCUCCCCGGGCUUUGACAACCUGCUGAAGCCUGUGCACGUGGUGAGGGCCCAGCAGAGGGGCAGUUGGGUCUCCCAGCUCUCCACGAGCCCUGGCUCCGACACCAGUUACAUCCUGGGAAGCAGCACUCACUCACUCCACAAUGAGGACUCGGACGCUCCCACGGCCACCUCCCAGCCCAGGGCAGGCAGCUCCCCCAAGGCCAGCACGUCCCUGCCCCAGAAGGGACAGGCGAGCAGCUGCCCCCCCUCCAUCCUCACCUCCGCAGCCGACAUCCCAGUGCUGCUGGUGAACGGCUGCCUGGAACAAGGGGCUGGAUCCCCCCAUCCAGUCUCGAGGCUUGGGGGCCUGAACAACGCGCUGUCGGCACCUGCGCUCACCUGCGUCUCGGACAGUCCCCUCAGGGCUGGGCAACCCACCAUGAAGUUCGUGAUGGACACAUCCAAAUACUGGUUCAAGCCAAGCAUCAGCCGGGACCAAGCCAUCCAGCUGCUGCGGGACAGGGAGCCAGGCACGUUCCUUGUGCGGGACAGCACGUCGUACCGCGGCUGCUUCGGGCUGGCCAUGAAGGUUCCUGGCUCUCCGUCUGACGGUCGCACAGGCGAUGAGAGCUCUGACCUCGUCCGGCACUUCCUCAUCGAGUCCUCCACCAAAGGAGUGCACCUGAAAGGAGCCAGCGAGGAGCUGUAUUUCGGGAGCCUCUCUGCCUUUGUCUACCAACAUGCCAUGACUGCCCUGGCACUGCCCUGCAAGCUCAACAUCCCCACCCGAGAGCCAGGAGGGGGAGAGGAUUCCUGCACAUCCCCAACCCAUGGGCGAACCACACUCUGUGCUGUCCCUGCAGUGUGCAAUGUCCUGUACCUGAACUCAGUGAACGUGGAGACGCUGACAGGAGCCCCAGCCAUCCUCAAGGCCAUCUCCUGCACCUUUGAGCUGGAGACACUGCCCACACCCACCCUGGUGCACUUCAAGGUGACGGAGCAGGGUGUCACGCUGACGGACAUCCAGAGGAAGGUGUUUUUCCGGCGACACUACCCCUUGGCUGCAGUCAGGUUCUGCGGGAUGGACCCUGAGAACAGAAAGUGGCAGAAGUACUGCAAGUCCUCCAGAAUCUUUGGGUUCGUGGCUAAGAGCCAGACAGACUCGGAGAACCUCUGUCACCUGUUCGCAGAGUACGACACGGUGCAGCCAGCGUCCCUCGUCAUCGACCUGCUCCGCCAGCUCCUGCCCGGCCCCUAG
Acanthisitta chloris (rifleman) is the source of this 1947-nucleotide messenger RNA. RefSeq names its product tensin 4 (gene TNS4). NCBI's taxonomy places the organism in Eukaryota, Metazoa, Chordata, Aves, Passeriformes, Acanthisittidae. Bases 1 to 1947 code for a protein of 648 amino acids. Gene Ontology annotation, molecular function: protein binding. The transcript has 16 exons. The record is from RefSeq and is a predicted model, not a curated record.